Molecule: messenger RNA, 1698 nt
Organism: Eupeodes corollae
Lineage: Eukaryota; Metazoa; Arthropoda; Insecta; Diptera; Syrphidae
Exons: 2
Coding region: 1-1698 (565 amino acids)
Biological process (GO): DNA integration
Molecular function (GO): nucleic acid binding
Source: RefSeq, a predicted model, not a curated record
AUGGAUACAAACUACUUGAAGGCGUACUUUUGGACUGAUUCGACAAUCGUGUUGCAUUGGAUUUCUACCCAUUCGUCGAAAUUAAACACGUUUGUUGGAAAUCGAGUAGCGGAAAUACAGGAUACGACAAAAGAGGUGGUUUGGAGACAUGUUCCAACACACGACAAUCCUGCAGAUGUAGUUUCGCGAGGAUGCACGGUAGAUGAAAUAAGAAAUUCCAUUUGGAUUGAGGGUCCAUCAUUUCUGGCCAAAGCAGAAGAAGAAUGGCCAUCCACAGCAGAAAUCGUUUUUUCUCCAGAAGAAGUUUCAUUAGAGAAAAGAAAAACAGCGCUGAGCUGUCAACAGCUCAAACCAAACUAUUAUCUUGACCUGAUAGAAAGAUAUUUUUCGCAAGAAAUUGCAGCAAUCAAUGCAAAUAAAUCACUAAAAGGUUCUAUUAAAUCCUUAAGUCCGUUCAUCGAGGAUGAAGAGUUAAGGGGGAUUCGUUUGUUAAGAGUCGGAGGCCGAUUAAAGCAUGCGAAUAUCCCAGAGGAAAGCAAACAUCCACUUUUACUGCCAAAGGAUUGCAAUUUCACCAAAACUCUCGUCAGACAUCUUCAUCACUUAAAUUACCAUGCUGGUCCAAAGGCUCUUGUUGCUUUGUCGAGACAAACCUUUUGGAUUGUUAAUGUUCGUGAGGUAGCACGAUGGGUCGUCCGAAAGUGCCCACACUGUGCCAGGUACAGGCCAAACCUAUUCGAGCAGGUAAUGGGAGAUUUGCCUGCAGCUAGAUUAACCCAAUCUCGCCCAUUUUUAUGUUGCGGGGUGGACUUUUGUGGUCCAAUAUACACUUAUUACAAAAUUCGUGGCAAGGUGCCAUACAAAAUAUAUGUGGCUGUCUUUGUUUGUUUUUCGUCAAAAGCAGUCCAUUUAGAAGCUGUGUCUGACCUUUCAGCUGAUGCCUUUAUAGCUGCCUUAAAAAGGAUGAUAGGUCGUAGAGGUCUCCCUAAAACCAUUCAUUGUGACAAUGCCACAAAUUUUGUUGGCGCGCAGUCAAAAUUAAAAGAACUGCGCGAUAUGUUGUUCAAACGUUCUAUUCAAGAAAAUAUUAUAAAUUUCUGUUCUAAUGCUUCCAUAAACUUUCAUUUUAUACCCCCCAGGGCACCUAAUUUCGGUGGAAUUUGGGAAACGGCCGUAAAAACAGCAAAAGGCCAUCUUUAUCGCAGUCUCGGCGGUGCAAAACUAAACUUUGAAGAGCUGACAACGGCACUGGUAGAGAUCGAGGCCAUAAUGAACUCCAGGCCAAUUACUCCAAUGUCUCCUGAUCCCAACGAUCUGGAAGCGUUAACGCCAGCUCAUUUCCUAGUUGGGUCUUCUCUCAGAGCGAUUCCGGAACCAAGUCACGAAGUGUCUGACAUAAGCCAUCUGGAAAGGUGGCGUCGAAUCAAUGCCGUAAAAACCCACUUCUGGAAGCGGUGGUCAUCGGAAUACGUCCUAGAACUCCAAAAUCGUGCCAAAUGGACAACUUCAACUCCAAACCUCGAAAUUGGUAGUCUCGUCAUAAUCCAUGAAGAUAACUUGCCACCCCAAAAGUGGCUUAUGGGAAAAGUCGUAAAACUAAUCAAGGGUCCUGAUGGUCAUGUACGUGUAGCCGAUGUUAAAACGUCACGAGGAGAGUUUCGAAGGCCAAUUCGAAAACUAGCAGCGAUACCGUCUUGA